Molecule: messenger RNA, 962 nt
Organism: Triticum aestivum (bread wheat)
Lineage: Eukaryota; Viridiplantae; Streptophyta; Magnoliopsida; Poales; Poaceae
Product: universal stress protein PHOS34
Exons: 3
Coding region: 220-816 (198 amino acids)
Source: RefSeq, a predicted model, not a curated record
CGUGCCGCCACCAGUAUCCAUCCGAUCCAUCAUCAUCCGCCCUUGGCCCGCCGCAACCCCGCUGCCUCCACCCCCUCCGGUUUUGGCCCUUCUCUCUCGCUCUGCCGGCGUGCCCAAUAUAUACGCCCCUCGAUCGCGCUGCUCAUCAGCUCAUACAUAGCAGACCUGCCGACCAAGAACCUCUUACAUCAGUUUCGUUCCUUGCACUGUCUGCUGGCAAUGGCGGAGGCCAAGGCUGCACCUGCGAUGGUGAAGGAGGCCGAGGGCAGCGGUAGGAGGAAGACGGUGGUGCUGGUCGCCGUGGACGACAGCGACCACAGCUACCGCGCGCUGGAGUGGGCCGUGCGUCACGUGGCGACGGCCGGCGUGGCUGCCGAGCUCGUCGUCGUCCACGCCAAGCCCCCCGCGUCCUCCGUCGUCACCUUCGGCAGCCCCGCCGCCGCCGGGGACGUGGUGAGGGUCGUGGACGCGGACCUGCGCAAGAGGGCCGAGGACGUCGUCGACGGGGCGCGCCGCCUAUGCGUCGCCAACACGGUAACAGCCACGACCCCUGCUCGCCGCAUUGCUCGAUCACAGAGACAUUUCUGUAACAUGCCAAAUAAAUCGCAGGUGCAUGGUCUGAUAGAGGUGAUGGAAGGAGAGGCGAGGUACGUGCUCUGCGACGCCGUCGACAAGCACCACGCCGAUCUGCUCGUCGUCGGCAGCCAUGGCUACGGCGCCAUCAAGAGGGCAUUUCUCGGGAGCGUGAGCGACUACUGCGCCCAUCACGCGCACUGCUCCGUCAUGAUAGUCAAGCAGCCCAAGUCCAAGAAAUGACCGCGUCAUUAAGGCGCCGAGCCUGUUGUAUCUCUUCGUAAAAUCCUGAGUCCUGUGUGCGUGCAAGUGAUGUCAAACAGAUAUAUGUAAACAGUGUCGCGAAAACUGAACCAAUACCUCAAAUCCAGGUUAUAUUUCCAGCAUUA